CCUUCUAUAUCGGAGGGAAAGGAAGAAGCAACCCCUUGCCAUAUGUUUAAAGAGAAGGGAAGUUUGUCAGCUUUGAGGCUAACUAUAUAAUUAGCAUCAAGCAACAUACCGUUACUCAAGUUUUUGCCAUCGCUCAGACAUUCUCAGCAGUCCUGUCAAGCUUGAGAGAGCGAAGUAAGGGAAUUAUAAGUAGCACUGUGAGCUGCUACCACACCAUAUUCUAACAUGGCGACAACAAACAUUUCCCCAUCUUCAAUUGUUGUUGAAGUCCUAAGAGAUGAUAACUAUGAUGAUUGGAGUGCCUGCAUGAAAAGCUACAUGUUAGCUCAAGACCUUUGGGAUUUUAUUGAGCCGACUGGUCUUCAAGAAGUCGACUCUAAGCCUACUGAUAAUCAAGAAGGUGACUCUAAGGCGUUGAGAAAAAAGAAUGCUGCAGCUUUACAUGCAAUUCAAAUUUCUUGUGCGCCAUACAUACUUUCCAACAUUAGAAGCAUCACUUCAGCCAAAGUUGCCUGGGAUACUCUAGCCAAUUUGCAGCAACAACAUUCACCAAGCCACAAAGAGCAAUCUGUUGAAGCAGAGCAAUCUGUUGAAGCAGAGCAAUCUGUUGAAGCAGAGCCAUCAGAAGAUGAUGAGCAAUCUGUUGAAGCAGAGCAAUCUGUUGAAGCAGAGCAAUCUGUUGAAGCAGAGCCAUCAGAAGAUGAUGAGCAAUCUGUUGAAGCAGAGCAAUCUGUUGAAGCAGAGUCACAAGGUCCAGGAGAGAAAAAAAACUUGGCAGGAGCGGUGAGCAAUGAAAUGAAUGCUUCCUUGCUAACCCUGUACAAGCAUGCCCAUAAUGGAGACUGGGAUUCCAUAAAAAACUAUCUUAGCCAAUACCCAAAUGCAAAAAAGGCCCAGAUUAAACCCUAUGGUGGAACAGCCCUUCAUGUAGCAGCUUCUUCUGGAAAUCUGAAAGUUGUGGAGGAGUUGGUGAAGUUGAUGUCAGUAGAAGAAUUGGAAAUACUAGAUAAUCAAAGCAACACAGCUCUUUCUAUUGCUGCCAUUGUUGGAAUAAGAAGGAUGGCAGAAUGUUUGGUGAGCAAGAACAAAAACUUGGUUACCUUCGCAAAUCGAUUUCAAAAGAUCCCACUUGUUGAGGCAUCUGUAGGAAGUCACAAGGAUAUGGUUCUUUAUCUAUACUCUGUUACUCCAAUUGAAUUUCUUUGUCGAGGCAAUGUCGACCAAGGAUCUCGCUUCCUAAGUACUGCUAUUGGUUCUCAACUGCUUGAUAUUGCUUUUGAUUUUCUGCUUCGCAUCCCACGUUCUGCUACUAGAACGGAUGAAUUAGUUCUGAAGUCGAACGUUUUGAUUUCUUUGUCUAAGAUGCCUCAAAUAUUCCCAAGUGCAAGUCGACUUGCAUUUUGGCAGCAAUGGAUCUAUUCAUGUAUUCCCAUGCAAUCAAUUGCUACAACUGAUGACAAUGUUCGUAUUAAUAUGCCUGAUCAAAGCCUAAGUGAGUCGGAGAACAUUAUCCUUCAAGAAGGUAUUCCCAUGCAAUCAAUUGCUACAACUGAUGACAAUGUUCGUGUUAAUAUGCCUGAUCAAAGCGUAAGUGAGUCGAAGAACAUUAUCCUCCAAGUGUUAAGCAAAUUGCGUGGGUUUGCAAUAAAACUCCUCGCAUUCUUAGGAAUCAAGCAAAUAUAUGAUUUGAAGAAGAUCCACAUUUAUUCAGAUAAAAUUCUACGGUGUACGUGUGAGUUUAUAUCAACUCUGGAUUAUGAGGAAUACCUCAAGGCAGCUCUACACGGAGCAUUCCACAAAGCUAUAGAGAAUGGCAUGGUUGAGUUUAUUACUGAGGUGAUUAAAGCUUGUCCUCAUUUAAUGAUUAGUGUAGAUGGCAACUCAAGGCACCUAUUUAUGUCCUCGAUUGCAAACCGGCAAGAAAAAGUGCUCAGCCUUUUCUAUGGACUGGAAGCAGAAAAAGCACGAUUUGUUUGCAUCGAAGAUAGCUCUGGAAAUACAAUGUUACAUUUGGCAGCAAAACUAUCACCUCCUUCUCAACUAGCUCGGAUCUCUGGUGCAGCUCUACAGAUGCAAAGAGAACUACAAUGGUACAAGGAAGUGGAAAGCAUUGUGGAUCCUAGAGACAAGGAUCAUCGUAAUAACAACAAUCAGACAGCCAGGGAAUUAUUUACGUCUGACCAUAAGGACUUGCUAGUGAAAGGAGAGCAAUGGAUGAAAGAAGCAGCAACUUCUUGUACAGUUGUGGGUGCUCUCAUCAUUACAAUUAUGUUUACUGUCGCAUUUACUGUUCCCGGCGGCAACGUUCAAGAGACCGGCUAUCCGGUUUUUAAAGAUGAGAAAUCUUUUACAGUAUUUAUAGUAGCGGAUGCAGUCUCUCUCUUUUCUUCAUCAACAUCAGUGUUGAUGUUCUUAGGAAUUCUUACGUCGCGAUACGCAGAGGAAGAUUUCCUUAAAUCCUUGCCCACUAAGUUAAUUAUCGGCCUUUCCAUGCUUUUCUUCUCUAUUGCAGCCAUGAUGGUAACCUUCUGUUCUGCUCUUGUAAUUAUGUUGGAUGGGAGACUGCAAAUUAUAAUUCCAAUUGUACUGCUUGCCUCUAUCCCUGUAACUUUUUUCAUGUUGUUGCAAUUUCCCCUCCUAGUGGAGAUUUUUGUAUCCACAUAUGGACCAGGAAUCUUCAACAGAAAAAUGAAACGCUGGCACUGAUUAAUGGUGAUAGACUGUUAGAGGUUAACAGUUUAUUGUUCCAAUCUGUUUAGCAAUUCCUAUUUCCCCAGGAGGAGCUGUUUUCUGUUUCUCGUGUAUUGUUAUUUUGAUUGCUGCAUCUCUUUGUAAAAGGCUAUAUAAGCCUGCUGUUUGUGAUGAAUAAACAAGAGACUUCUCAUUCAA
This is a messenger RNA of Populus nigra (black poplar), 2889 nucleotides long. RefSeq lists its product as uncharacterized. NCBI's taxonomy places the organism in Eukaryota, Viridiplantae, Streptophyta, Magnoliopsida, Malpighiales, Salicaceae. The transcript has 9 exons. Gene Ontology annotation, molecular function: protein binding. Bases 226 to 2706 code for a protein of 826 amino acids. The record is from RefSeq and is a predicted model, not a curated record.